AUGGCUUUCGGAAAGACUGCCGGAGGCAACAGUGCCUACCACAACUACAACAAUGACUUCCUCCACGUCCAGGAUCUCAACGAGCGCCGCCGCCUGGCCCUCGCCGAGAUCGACAAGGCCCCCUUUGGCUGGUACCACGUCCGCGCCAUCGUCGUUGCCGGUGUCGGUUUCUUCACGGACUCGUACGACAUCUUCACGGCCUCCAUGUUGACCAUCAUGCUGGGCAUCGUCUUCUACCAGGGCACGGGCAGCAUGCCCACCUCGUCCGACAGCGCCAUCAAGCUCGCCACCUCGGCCGGUACCGUCAUCGGCCAGGUUGGAUUCGGUAUCGCGGCCGACUUGGUCGGUCGUAAGCGCAUGUACGGUCUCGAACUGAUUGUCAUCAUCUUUGCUACCAUCGGCCAGGCCCUGACCAGCGGCUCUCCUGCCUGCGAUGUCAUUGGCCUCAUCAUCUUCUGGCGUGUGAUUAUGGGUAUCGGUAUUGGUGGUGAUUAUCCCCUCUCUUCCAUUAUCACUUCCGAGUUCGCUUCAACCAAGUGGCGUGGUGCCAUGAUGAGCGCCGUCUUUGCCAUGCAGGGUCUCGGCCAGCUCACUGCUGCCCUCGUCAUGCUGUUCGUCACCCUCGGCUUCAAGGGCUCACUGUCCUCUGCCGCCUCCAUUGCCGAGUGCAGCGGUGUCUGCCAGCUGGCCGUCGACAAGAUGUGGCGCACCCUGAUCGGCUUCGGUGCCGUUCCCGCCUGCAUUGCCCUCUACUACCGUCUGACUAUCCCCGAAACCCCUCGUUACACUUUCGAUAUCGCCCGCGACGUCGAGCAGGCCGGCGACGAUGUCAAGGCUUAUAUGACUGGCAAGCGUGAGGGCCACCCCGACGAGAUUGCCCGCAUCAACGCCUCCAAGGCUGCCCAGGAGAGCCUCCAGGUGCCCCGUGCCAGCCUGAGCGACUUCUUCCACCACUACGGCAAGCUCAAGAACUUCCUCGUCCUGUUCGGCACCGCCGGUUCAUGGUUCUGCCUCGAUGUCGCCUUCUACGGUCUCUCCCUGAACAACGGCACCAUCCUCAACGUCAUUGGAUACUCCACCAAGGGAGUCGACGACGUCUACGGCUACCUGUACAACACCGCCGUCGGCAACAUUGUCAUUGUCCUUGCCGGUGCCGUUCCCGGAUAUUGGGUUUCCGUUGCCACCAUUGACAUUCUCGGCCGCAAGACGAUCCAGUUCGGUGGCUUCGCCAUUCUGACCGUCCUCUUCAUCGUCAUGGGUUUCGCCUACAACCACAUUAGCUCCAACGGCCUCCUUGCCAUCUACGUCCUCGCCCAGUUCUUCUUCAACUUCGGCCCCAACACCACAACCUUCGUCGUCCCCGGUGAGGUGUUCCCCACCCGCUACCGUUCCACCUCGCACGGUAUCUCCGCCGCCUCCGGCAAGAUCGGCUCCAUCAUCGGCCAGGGCGCCAUCGCUACCCUCCGCACCCGCGGCGCCACCAAGGACAACGCCGCCCCCUGGAUGGACCACGUGCUGGAGAUUUACGCCCUGUUCAUGCUCCUCGGCUGCUUCACCACCAUCUUCAUCCCCGAGACCGCCCGCAAGACGCUCGAGGAGCUCAGCGGCGAGGACGACUACGCUGUUACUCACCACGACGAGGAGGUGUCCCACGGUCCUGGCGUCGACUCCGAGGUCAUUACCAAGAUCUCUGCCGACGGUGAGACUCGGCCUGUGUCUCCUUAA
This is a messenger RNA of Trichoderma citrinoviride, 1725 nucleotides long. Its product is annotated as phosphate permease. Gene Ontology annotation, molecular function: phosphate transmembrane transporter activity. Gene Ontology annotation, biological process: transmembrane transport; phosphate ion transport. Bases 1 to 1725 code for a protein of 574 amino acids. Lineage: Eukaryota; Fungi; Ascomycota; Sordariomycetes; Hypocreales; Hypocreaceae. The record is from RefSeq and is a predicted model, not a curated record. The transcript is spliced from 4 exons. Gene Ontology annotation, cellular component: membrane.